UAUUAAAGAGUAAGUAACGCACAGAAGAGAAGAGAAGAGAAAAGGUAAAGGCAGAAGAAGAAGUGAAGCGAAAGAGAAAAAGAGAAGACGCAAUCACUGUUACACAGAAAUAGAAAUGGCUGAUUAGGAUUUAGGUUAGGGUCGCCAUUUCUAUAACUCCGUCAUAACGGUUUCUGUUGCCGCGACCAUUCAACAGUUUUACAUACACGACGUUAUACAAAGCGCCGUCCCUUUCUGUUUCUGUGUUAAUCAGCGAUAUUGUUCGAAGACGAUGACCGCUCCCAAAUCGCUUUCCUUCUUUUCUCUCAACUUCUAGUUUCCAAGAGGAAGUAGGUUGCAGUUUCAAGUUGGAAAUUGAGAUAUCAUGGGAUCAGCUUGUUGUGUUGCUGCGAAGGAUCAUGACCUUCCUAACAGAAGUGGAGGUGAAAGUUUGCAUAGAGAUGUUGUAUGUUCACCAUCAUGGAGCUUUCAGUGGGAUAGUCGGGGUCGUGUUGCUAGUGAAAUUGAGAAUCCCUCCUAUCACACAUCUCAUGUGCUCAGCAGAAACAUCAGCAUGGAGUUAAAAGGUUCAUUGAGUUCUGAAAGAGGUAAUUUAUCUGAUGGGGGAAGCAUCCUGGAAAAUUCUGCAUCUCCUAUUUCUCAAAAGUCCCCAGUUGAUGAGGCAUUCGUUGCAAAUUUGAUGACUCCAUCUUCUGAUCUGUCCAUGUCAAGCAAUUUUUCUACAGUGGUGAAGCCGGGAGAAUCUUCAAUACCAAAUCUUUCAUUUUCAAUACCUUCAGUUUUCUCAACGCCUACAGCUGAUCCUUUGCCUAAUCAUAAUUAUCAUCAUCUUCCCAACUCUACCCCGACAAGAUGGGCACAUCGAUCUCCAGGACACCCACUAUUGAGACAGAUUUCUGAUAGUCGGAUCUUGGGUCUGAAAUCACCGGACAACUCAAUUUCUGAAGGAAGGCCAUCAUUUGUACUCUCCACUUGCAGUAAUGAAAUGGCAGCUGGAUCCCAAUGCGGAUCAUCUGAUGGCUGGUCCAUGCGCACCUUUUCUGAGCUGGUGGCCUCAUCUCAAAGAGAAAGGUGGUCUUUUGAUAGUGAGUGUUUUGGAUCAGGUCGUUGCAAGAUAAGUGGAUCCAGUAGCAGGUUCUCUUAUUCUCCCUCCAUGGAUCUACAAUCUUGUGGGGCUUGCUCAAAGCUUUUGACUGAGAGAUCAACGUGGAACAAUCAGAAGUUUACUGCCAGCAGUGACCUCUCAGUUGUUGCUGUACUGGUCUGUGGUCAUGCAUAUCAUGCAGAAUGCUUAGAGACCAUCGCACCAGAGGCAGAUAGGUAUGAUCCAGCUUGUCCAAUUUGUAUGGUUGGAGAUAAGCACUUGUCAAAGUUGUCCAGAAAGGGUCUUCGGGCUGAAUCAGAGAUAAAGGGCAAGAACCACAAGAUAUCCAGAAACCGUGUAGUUGAUAGCUAUCUUGAUGGUGGUUUUGAUGUUUUUGAUCGCCAAAAAGAUAUGGAAUGGAGAGGAAAAGAUUCAAAGAUGCAGCCUAGCUCCAGUGCAAGGAGCUCAUUUGGAAAACCUUUCUUGAGGCGGCACUUUUCACUUGGGUCCAAGUGGAGCCGAUCUCUGUCUGAGAAUGAUUCUGCCAGGAAGAAAGGCUUUUGGGCAAGAUAUCAUAAAGAUUGAGUUCCAUUUGCUGUGAGACCUCUAAUUAUGGUAGUAAUAACACCAUGUUAUAGAAUUUAAUAUUUUCUAUGUUGUAUAAUUUUAUUGAUAAUUUUAAAUUGUUUUAGAUUAAUUAAUUUUGGCUGUUGACCCGAAAUUCCAUCUGGUUGGUGUGAUUCAUAUGAUUUAUAUGACUAUAACGUCCCUUGGUAAAUGCUGAGCCAAAGCACUGACCAGCACAAGGAGGCAGAGGAAACAAAUGUGCUUAAGAAGAUGCUUCAUGCUACCUGCUACCCUAGGAAAAAUAUUAAGGUUGAA
Gastrolobium bilobum is the source of this 1966-nucleotide messenger RNA. RefSeq lists its product as uncharacterized. The record is from RefSeq and is a predicted model, not a curated record. The transcript is spliced from 5 exons. The coding region runs from base 365 to 1669 and encodes 434 amino acids. NCBI's taxonomy places the organism in Eukaryota, Viridiplantae, Streptophyta, Magnoliopsida, Fabales, Fabaceae.